UUUCCCCCUGCCUUCCCCCCUCCCCAUUUUCUUCCCCACCAUCCAUAUUCUUUAUAAGUAAUCACAAAAGGUUUCUGGAAAACAGAUAAGUGAAUUGAAUACAAAAGUAACAUUUAUCCUAACGCUUAUGCUGAAUUGCAGUGUGUUUAGAGGCAAGUCCUCAGGUAACCCUCUGUGUGUGUGUGUGUGUGUGUGUGUGUGUGUGUGUGUGUGUGUGUAAUAAUUGGUUCUCCAAGGCAGAGUUCAGAGGCAGACACCCUUUGUGUGUAGGGUAGUCAGGGUUAACUUCCUGGAAGAGUGGGAUUUUAAGAAUAGGUGCAGUUUGGAUCAGCCACAAUGACUGUCAGGUUCUGUGGAACUUAGAAUCUAAAAUUUCUGGCAGUCAUCAUAGCCCCACCACAGCAGGCCUGAUCCGGGACAGGGAAGAUUGCUUAGAAGCCUGCAGUGGGUGGGAGCCUGGUGACUCCCUUUCCAAACCCUCAUCACAGAAAGCAGAACUGGUGGACCACCCUGUUCGGAACCAGAGGCUGAGGCUGGCAGAAAGGAUUGAUUAGCCCAAGGCCACACUGCCAGCCUGGGACCAAGGCCCAUAAUUGCCAGUUACCACUCUUUCUUAUACUCACUAGCCUGGGGCAGUGGCCAGCAGUUCUUACAUUGCUCCUUUUUCCUGUGUAAUAACUUCCUUAGGCCCAGCCCAGCAAACACUAUGAUAGCAUUCUGCCAAACCUUUGUGGCCAAAGACAGAAAGAGUGCUGUUAUGAGGAACAGCCUAGCAUUUGCUUUAGUUACGCACAUUCAUAGCUGCCCUUGCCAGAGGACAAAGUGGAAGUUAACCAGAAGGCAGGGAUCAACCCCAGGUGUGGUGGCACAUGCCUAUAAUCCCAGCUUUUGGGAGGCAGAGGCUCAAGGAUAGGGAGUUCUUGGCUGGCCUAGGUUACAUAGCAAGUCUGUCUCAAAAAAACAAAACCUAAACUACUAUCUUCAGAAAGAUAGUCUCAUCACUGUCACAUCCUCUCCUUGCUGAAGUCAGUUUCCUGACUGCAUGUACUCGCCCUGCACACUGUCCCCCCUCCCUCCCAUGAAGAUCAGAUGUGAAGAUCAAUGGAGAGCAGAGCGAUCAAUAAUGGAGGAGGAUGCUGGCACAUGUGUCCUGGUCCCUGAUCCCCUUCUGUGGGCCUACUGAAUCUUCUGUCUUCCUGAGACAUCAACGGAGCUCUUCAAACCUACAGGGGUCCUUGGUGAAUCCUAUCAUGGUUAUUUAAGGAACCUUGCCUAGAAGUCUCCACACAAGCGCAGUUCCCCAUCGCCGGGAAGGCGUGGACUCCAAGAUGAUUAUAAAGGAAUACCGGAUUCCCCUGCCGAUGACUGUGGAGGAGUACCGCAUCGCCCAGCUCUACAUGAUACAGAAGAAGAGCCGUAAUGAGACACAUGGCGAAGGCAGUGGUGUGGAGAUCCUGGAAAACCGGCCCUACACAGAUGGUCCUGGCGGCUCUGGGCAGUACACACACAAGGUGUACCAUGUGGGCAUGCACAUCCCCAGCUGGUUCCGCUCCAUCUUGCCCAAGGCAGCCCUGCGGGUGGUGGAGGAAUCCUGGAACGCCUACCCUUACACCAGAACCAGGUUCACCUGCCCCUUCGUGGAGAAGUUCUCCAUUGACAUUGAAACUUUUUAUAAGACUGACGCUGGGGAAAAUCCUGAUGUGUUCAGCCUGUCCCCUGUGGAAAAGAACCAGCUGAUAACAGACUUCAUCGACAUUGUCAAGGACCCUGUUCCCCCCAAUGAGUAUAAGACCGAGGAAGAUCCCAAGCUGUUCCAGUCAGCCAAGACCCAUAGGGGCCCAUUGUCCGACAACUGGAUUGAGGAGUACAAGAAGCGCCUCCUCCCUGUCAUGUGUGCCUACAAGCUCUGCAAGGUGGAGUUCCGCUACUGGGGCAUGCAGUCCAAGAUCGAGAGGUUCAUCCAUGACACAGGCUUGCGGCGGGUGAUGGUGCGGGCCCACCGGCAGGCCUGGUGCUGGCAGGACGAGUGGUAUGGGCUGAGCAUGGAAAACAUCCGUGAGCUGGAGAGGGAGGCACAGCUCAUGCUGUCCCGCAAGAUGGCCCAGUACACCGAUGAUGAGGGAGCUGUGGAGCUUGCCAAGGACCACACUACCCAGGACCAGGCAUCCGGGGUGCAGCCUGAGCCCAGCAACAGCAAUGGGGAGCCCCUGGUGGGGAGGGGCCUCAAGAAGCAGUGGUCUACAUCCUCCAAGUCUUCACGGUCAUCCAAGAGAGGAGCCAGCCCUUCCCGCCACAGCAUCUCAGAGUGGAGGAUGCAGAGCAUUGCUAGGGACUCAGAUGAAAGCUCAGAUGAUGAGUUCUUCGAUGCUCAUGAGGACCUGUCUGACUCGGAGGAGAUGUUCCCCAAGGAUAUCACCAAGUGGAGCUCCAACGAUCUCGUGGACAAAGUGGAGAGCCCAGAGCCAGAGGACACACAGGACAGUCUGUACCGCCAGAGUGGCCCUGAGUUCAGGGUGGCCUCCAGUGUGGAGCAGCUGAACAUCAUUGAGGAUGAGGUGAGCCAGCCACUGGCCAUACCACCCUCCAAGAUCCAUGUGCUGCUGCUGGUGCUGCAUGGAGGCACCAUCCUGGACACAGGCUCCGGGGACCCCAACUCCAAGCAGGGUGAUGCCAACACCAUCGCCAACGUGUUCGACACAGUCAUGCGUGUGCAUUACCCCAGCGCUCUGGGCCACCUUGCUAUCCGCCUGGUACCGUGCCCUCCCAUCUGUGCUGAUGCCUUUGCCCUUGUCUCCAACUUGAGUCCCUACGGCCAUGACGAAGGCUGUCUGUCCAGCAGUCAGGACCACAUCCCCCUAGCUGCCCUGCCCCUGCUGGCUACUUCCUCACCUCAGUACCAGGAGGCAGUUGCCACGGUGAUUCAGCGGGCCAACCUUGCCUAUGGGGACUUCCUUAAGUCCCAGGAGGGCAUGACCUUCAAUGGGCAGGUCUGCCUGAUUGGGGACUGUGUUGGGGGCAUCCUGGCAUUCGAUGCCUUAUGCUACAGCAGCCAGCCCGUGUCGGAGAGUCAGAGCAGCAGCCGGCGGGGCAGCGUGGUCAGUGUACAGGACGCUGACCUGCUGUCCCCGGGCAUCCUGGUGAACACAGCACACUGCUCUGGCGGCGGUGGCAGUGCCUCCAGCCUAGAGAGCAGCCGGCACCUCAGCCGCAGCAACAUCGACAUCCCCCGCGGUGAUGGCACUGAAGACUCCAAAAAGCAGCUGCCCCGCAAGCGGAGCGACUCCUCCACCUAUGAGCUGGACACCAUUCAGCAGCACCAGGCCUUCCUGUCCAGCCUCCACGCCAGUGUCCUGAGGAACGAGCCCAGCUCCCGCCGCUCCAGCAGUUCCACCAUGCUGGAUGGUGCUGGAGCCCUGGGCAGGUUUGACUUCGAGAUUGCUGACCUCUUCCUGUUUGGUUGUCCACUGGGGCUGGUUCUGGCCUUGAGGAAAACGGUCAUCCCUGCCCUGGACGUGUUCCAGCUGCGGCCAGCCUGCCAGCAAGUGUACAACCUCUUCCACCCUGCGGACCCAUCAGCCUCCCGGCUGGAGCCAUUGUUGGAACGGCGCUUCCAUGCCCUGCCGCCCCUCAGUGUCCCCCGCUACCAGCGCUACCCGCUAGGGGAUGGCUGCUCCUCGCUGCUGGUUGAGACCGUGCAGAGAAACCCUGAGCUGGUCCUGGAAGGUGGCCCCCUGGCCCCUCUCCCCCAAGGGGAUGGCUUCCUGGAAACCAGUAUCCCUGUUCCCGCGCUCACCUGGCAAGAUGGGCCCCGCCCAAGUCCGGGCUGUGCUGAGUCAGAUGCACUCCAGACCCACAACACGGUCUUCCAAGAGCAUGUGGCUCCUUCAUCACCUGGCACCGUUCCAACCAGCCGUGGCUUCCGCAGAGCCAGUGAAAUCAGCAUUGCCAGCCAAGUGUCAGGCAUGGCUGAGAGCUACACAGUGUCCAGCAUUGCCCAGAAAGCCCCCUCAUCGCUCAGCCACACCCCCAGUGUCAGGCGCCUGUCCCUUCUCGCCCUGCCCUUCCCAUCCCCAGCCACCCUUGGCUCUCAUCCCCAGGGCAGGCAGGCGAGCCCUAGCCUGGAGAGGGCCCCCUGCCUCCCUGACUUGGACGUCGGAGAAGUUGCUGCAAAGUGGUGGGGCCAGAAGCGGAUCGACUAUGCCCUGUACUGCCCCGAUGCUCUGACAGCCUUCCCCACGGUGGCCCUGCCCCACCUCUUCCACGCCAGCUACUGGGAGUCAACCGACGUGGUCUCUUUCUUGCUGAGACAGGUCAUGAGGCAUGACAGUUCCAGCAUACUGGAGCUGGAUGGCAAGGAGGUGUCCGUGUUUACCCCCUCGCAGCCGAGGGAGAAGUGGCAGCGCAAGAGGACCCACGUGAAGCUGCGGGUAAGGGUCCUUUGGGUGCCCAGACCCCAAGGCUGCCAGCUGUCUGUCCUAUUUAAUCCUUAUCAGAAGCCUGGUGUCACAAAGGAGGAGCCCAGCAGCAGAGGCACACCGUCUCUUCCAGCCUCCUGUGUGGUGGGAGAGGCCGGAGCUCUGAGCCCAUUUCACACACAAGGAAGCCCCGAGAUGCUCCUCCCCUGCCCAAGGCCCAGAGCCAGCUGGCCAAGCUCACUACUCAGGCCCAUGAGAGUGGGAGCUACCUCCAUGCCCACCCUAACCACUGUGCCACUCUCCACUCCCCAGAAUGUGACAGCCAACCACCGGAUCAACGAUGCGGUUGCCAACGAGGAUGGCCCUCAGGUUGUGACAGGCCGGUUCAUGUAUGGGCCCCUGGACAUGGUCACUCUGACUGGAGAGAAGGUGGAUGUGCACAUCAUGACACAGCCGCCCUCGGGGGAAUGGCUGCACCUGGACACACUGGUGACAAACAGCAGUGGACGUGUCUCCUACACAAUCCCUGAGACACAUCGCCUGGGGGUGGGUGUCUACCCCAUCAAGAUGGUGGUCAGGGGAGACCACACGUUUGCCGACAGCUACAUCACUGUGCUGCCCAAGGGCACAGAGUUUGUGGUCUUCAGCAUCGAUGGCUCCUUUGCCGCCAGUGUGUCCAUCAUGGGCAGUGACCCCAAGGUGCGGGCCGGGGCUGUGGACGUGGUGCGGCACUGGCAGGAUUUGGGCUACCUCAUCAUCUACGUGACAGGCCGACCUGACAUGCAGAAGCAGCGAGUGGUGGCGUGGCUGGCCCAGCACAACUUCCCCCAUGGCGUGGUAUCCUUCUGUGAUGGCCUGGUGCAUGACCCACUGAGGCACAAGGCUAACUUCCUGAAGCUCCUCAUCUCGGAGCUGCAUCUGCGUGUGCACGCGGCCUAUGGCUCCACGAAGGAUGUAGCGGUGUACAGCUCUAUCAGCCUGUCCCCCAUGCAAAUCUACAUUGUGGGCCGGCCCACCAAGAAGCUGCAGCAGCAGUGCCAGUUCAUCACGGAUGGCUAUGCAGCCCACCUGGCCCAGCUCAAGUACAACCAUCGCGCAAGGCCAGCCCGCAACACCGCCACCCGCAUGGCACUGCGCAAGGGCAGUUUUGGCUUGCCCGGCCAGGGUGACUUCCUGCGCUCCCGGAACCACCUACUCCGCACCAUCUCAGCCCAGCCCAGCGGGCCUAGCCACCGGCAUGAGAGGACACAGAGCCAGGCGGAGAGCGAGCUGCGGGGCCAGCGCAGCAUGAGCAUGGCAGCCAGCUGCUGGGGUCGUACCAUGACUGGCCGGCUCGAGCCGGGGGCAGCCACAGGCCCUAAGUAGGGCACUGUUACAUGGCGCUGUGGUCUCCAUGGUGCUAGGCCAGGGUGCCAGCUCCACUGGGAGGCCUGGCCUGGAAGCUGGCAGGCAGCUGGGAACAAGCACAUUUGUGGCCUGGGAGCUGGUUCCAGGACCCCUUGGGGAUACAGCCAUGCCACAGUCCUCUCAGCCAUGCCUCAUCUUAGGGUGUGUGGAAGCUGGCAGGACACCCACUUAGCCUGGCCUGGGAGGCCGCCCUGAACAUCCUGCUGUGCAUAGAGCUCCCAGCCUCCUAGGGCCAGCUGUGGGCCAGACUCAGCCUCCACCUCCCUUCCCCCUAGCGCCCCCACCCCUGGGGCCCCUCCCAUUUGGGAGCAGCUCCAACAGGGGUCCAGCCUGCUUUCUGUUGACUCCAGUUUCUCAACUGUUCAACCUCACUGGUUUUGCACUGAUUUUUGAGUGGAGACCCCUUGCCAUCUCUGACGGCUACAGAUUUGUUGACAUGCAUGAAAAUUCAGUACUUGCUGACCCAGGACUUCUUACAAUACAGAAGGCCCCAGCGUGGCAAAUCUACAUGCAAGCAGGAGAGAAAGGCCAUAUCUUACUUUCUGCAGCCCUGGACUGCUGCCCACCACCCCCUGCCUCAUGUGCAGCUGGGUCUGGUCGCAGGGCUGGUGCACAGCACAGGCCCAGUGCCCAUGAUGUCUAUAGCAGGCUCCCAAGAAGCCUCAUGCUGGGCUGCAGGGCCCGGCCUCCACCUCUGCUCCUUGCCUGCCACUGGCCAAGGCCCCAUGCCAUGGCCCACCCGCCCGCGUUUCUACGCCUUUCUACUUCUCAAUCUGAUUUCUAUAAGGUUUUUUUAAUGAGCAA
Messenger RNA from Perognathus longimembris pacificus (Pacific pocket mouse), 6626 nucleotides. It is a transcript of the gene Pitpnm2, whose product is annotated as phosphatidylinositol transfer protein membrane associated 2. Gene Ontology annotation, molecular function: phosphatidylinositol transfer activity; metal ion binding; phosphatidylcholine binding. The record is from RefSeq and is a predicted model, not a curated record. Gene Ontology annotation, cellular component: cytoplasm. Gene Ontology annotation, biological process: phospholipid transport. The transcript is spliced from 26 exons. Lineage: Eukaryota; Metazoa; Chordata; Mammalia; Rodentia; Heteromyidae. Bases 1329 to 5780 code for a protein of 1483 amino acids.